Molecule: messenger RNA, 1593 nt
Organism: Vicia faba (fava bean)
Lineage: Eukaryota; Viridiplantae; Streptophyta; Magnoliopsida; Fabales; Fabaceae
Source: the annotation of a GenBank genome assembly
AUGGGGCAUAGACACAUAUAUAAUGCAUCAUCACCAAUGUUUGAGGGUGAAGCUGACCAGAAUUGGAAUCACAUGCAUACUGAUCAACAUCAUGUGAACCAUGAGGGGACUAGCUCUUCAGAGAAUGGUUCUUUUGUUUAUCCUGUGGAAAAUAUAUCUAUAGAUAAUAUUUAUUUCCCCUCUCAUUGGAACUCCAACACAAGAUCAAAUGGAUAUGCAUCCUCAGGCCCCAGCAUUGAAGUGCCUCCUCCUCCUCCACCACCACCUCUUCCUCAGCAAUUGGACACACCAGGCACUUCUAACGAUCAUUUUAUGCAUACAUCUAAUGCUGGACCUUUCUUUGCAGUAUCUGAAAAUUAUGUACACCCACCUCCGUCUUCUUCCAAUUAUGACAGACAUGCAUUUCAUGUUGAUAGUGGUUUUAUUGAUCUUACAAUGGGAAGUGGACGGGGGCAUCACAAGAGGAAGAGCCCUGGAAUUCCUUCAGUUUACGAGAGAGGCAGUUCAAGUGGAUAUUUUAAUGCUGGGAGCUCAACCGAUCUUCCUACACCUCCAGAAUCAUGGCCAGAGAAACCAAAUAUGAAUUCUCAAUAUAUGCCCUGGGAUCAUGUUGCUAUGACACCCACAUUCAGAGGUGCUGGCCUCUCAAUGAAGGGUGAGAGUUCUGUACGGAAUGUAAGGAGCCGUUCUGCACUUGAUUUGGAACCCAACCUGUCUAGGACCCAUUUACCAGUUAACCAUUCACUCAACUCGUACCUUACUGCCUCACCAUUCGGCCAUUGUAGCUUGGCAGAUCUUUCAGCUCAGGUUACUACCCCUUUGGCAAGGGAUUGGAGCCAAAUGAAUGUAACUCCUGCUAAUGGAAGAGUGUUAUUACCAGAUGCUAGUACUUCUGGUCUUGAGACAAGUCACUUCCCUGUUGGAAAUACUGCUGCUGCUGCUAGUAAUGCUCCUGUAGAUGUUGGAAGCUUCCAUCAUGAAUUUGCUUUCAGGGCUUCUUCAAACUUGCGCUUGGGACAUGCGGCACCUUCAGAUAAUGGAUUGCCUAUGGUACCUGAAGGUUACUCUUCUAGACAUCCAAGGCCGCUGACCACUGUUGGCUGGCGGAACAGUGACAGAAAUGGAAGGUCUAGAAUUUCGAGUGAAAGAUAUAGAUCAUUGGCCGAUGACGCUGGUCUCCAUGCUAGAUUUUCCUCUGAGGUACCGGGUUUCAUGGUUGUUGAGCGUGCUUCACUGUAUGGCUCGAGGAAUAUACUUGAUCAGCACAGAGACAUGAGAAUGGACGUAGAUAACAUGAGCUAUGAGGAACUUCUUGCACUUGGGGAGAGGAUUGGCCAGGUGAACACAGGAUUGUCUGAGGAUGUGCUUUCCAAGUGUUUGACAGAAACAAUAUAUUGUUCAUCUGACCAAUGCCAGGAUGAAGGAAGCUGUGUGAUCUGUCUGGAAGAGUACAAGAAUAUGGAUGAUGUCGGGACACUUAAAACUUGUGGACAUGACUAUCAUGUGAGCUGCAUUAAAAAGUGGUUAUCUAUGAAGAAACUAUGUCCUAUCUGCAAAUCUUCUGUUUUGCCUGAGGAUAAGAAGGAUAAAUAA